Emiliania huxleyi CCMP1516 is the source of this 450-nucleotide messenger RNA. RefSeq lists its product as hypothetical. Lineage: Eukaryota; Haptophyta; Isochrysidales; Noelaerhabdaceae. The record is from RefSeq and is a predicted model, not a curated record. The transcript has 4 exons. The annotation marks the transcript as partial.
GGCCGGCCCAUCGAGUGGGUGCCGCCCAGCGACUUCGAGCGCAGCACCACAAAGUACUGGGUCAAAACGGAGAACCACCUCUCCAUCCUCAUCAUGGGCCGCACGCCCCCCACGCUCGCCCAGAUGGCGGCGGAGGAGGCGCCGGUCCUGAUGCACCCCGAGCAUCACGCCCAGGCCAUCUACUCCAAGUUCUACGAGGGCACGUCGGUCCUCUCGUGGAUCACCUCCCUCUACCUCGACUCGCUCUCCUUCCGCCAGUACCACGAGCGCCUCGCGCGCGACGACGGGGCGAACCUCUUCCGUCUGCGCUGGUACGGGCUCGACCCGGAGCAGGCGGGAGAGAGGUGGUCGACCAGCGUGACGAUGCCGAAGAGGCUCGAGCGAAACACAAACUUGAACCCGGCGGCAGACGCGGCGGCGAGGGCGACGGUCCCAACAUCGUCGUUGUGA